Messenger RNA from Acaulospora morrowiae, 2592 nucleotides. The record is from the annotation of a GenBank genome assembly. NCBI's taxonomy places the organism in Eukaryota, Fungi, Glomeromycota, Glomeromycetes, Diversisporales, Acaulosporaceae.
AUGGAAUUCCAUAAUGUAAUCGGAGUUGCUGUCCGUCUUUCAUUGCGAGGAUCUUUGUUACAAAGCAUAUAUAUAGCCGUCCAAAUUCUUCUUGAUAGCCUUUUCUUUACUCACAUAGAAAUGGCAUCUUUUAAUUCACACGAUUUGAUAAAUAGAAAAGGCAUAAAACGUCCCAUUAACAAUGAGGAAGAAGAGUCAAAUAGACGUCUGUUCCAAAGACCACGCACUUCAGAAUUCGAAACAAGCAUAAAUUGCGUUAGCAGUCAGGUCUCGGAUCUGACACUUAUAGAUAAUGAUGACAUGGACAUGAACAUGAACAUGGAUUUUGUCGAAUCACACAAAACGAAUACUACACAUGUGUCAGAGUACAUUGGUGAAUUUGCUAGUCGAGCUGCUUUCGCCGUUGAUAUUGUUUCUAACUUUGUGCCUUUUGGAAGUUUGAUAUCAAACAUUUAUAAGGCAGGCGAGGAAAUUAUUUCUUUAUAUCAAAAAGCCGAAUAUCACAAGGAAAUUUGCAGUCAUAUGACUCAGAGAGUCAUCGCCGCAAUGGCGGCCGUGAAGGAUUUAAAAACAAGGAAAAAUGAGAACGAAAAAUUCUUUACCGAGGAAAAUCUUCAAAUCUUCAAAGGAUUUGUAAGAUGCAUGUGGAAGAUACGAGAUUACAUUAGUGAAAUAUCACAACUCGGAAAGAUGCGAAAAAUAAUAAAAGCGAAUAUGAUUGAACAAAAAUUUAAAGAACUUACCUUAGAAUUUGAAGGAUAUAUGAAAUCCUUACAGUUCGCAAUUAUAGUGCAAUCCAAUCUGGAUAUGAACGCCGAGAUACAGAAAAUCGAACAAAAUGUAAGACAAGUUAAAGAGAUGCUUAGUCAUAUCCAUGGUGGCAUUACUGAUUCGCAUAACCACAUCUCAUGGAAAAUUCCACAAGUUCGAAACAUGAAUAUUGAAUUUUUAAAUCAACAAAACAAUCGAGGACUUGAAUCAUCACACCUGGAAUUGUUAGACUUAAACUUAUAUGAGAAGGAACCUAAUGUUACAAGGCGAAAUAUUACUAAAUGGUUAAAUAUUCAGUAUGGUGUUGAAGUGGCGUUUAAAGAAUUUACAAAUAAUACCAGUGAUAAUUCCAGUGAAAUGGAAAAUGACAUCUGUAAGCAAGUCGCGAUCUUACAGCAUUUGCAACAAUCCUCGCAUAUAAUUAAGUUUUACGGCAUUGCAAAGGAUGGAUUUAAAUAUUACUUGGUAACCGAAUGGAUGGAGAAUAAGAACUUACUUGAAUAUUAUGAGUGUCAUCCACUCAUCGCAUGGUCAAAGAAACUCGAUUUUGCCGUUGAUAUUUGUCGUGGUCUUAUAUUUCUAAAUGCCGUUGAGAUCCUUCAUCGCGAUUUGCGAGGCGCAAACAUGCUAGUUGAUAAAAAUCACAAAGUUAAAAUCGCCAAUUUUGGUUUGAGCCGACGAUUCACGGAGGUCACCAGGAAUAUUCAAACGAGUCUAGAAACGGUCAAAUAUAUGGCACCCGAGAAGCUGUCCAAGGGGGACAAAUACACUUAUGACAUUAAAUGUGAAAUUUAUAGUCUUGGCGCACUCUUAUGGGAGAUCGCCGAGCAGAGGCCGCCGUUUUCAAGUGGAAAUUUGGAAUUUCAAGCCAUUCGUGAUCUGGUGGUCAAAACCCGUUAUCGUGAACCAUUAUCUCCUGGAGUACCCGAAUUGUGGAAGAAAGUUGUGACCCAAGCUUUACGCCAUUCACCGUCAGAUCGUCCAGCAAUUUCAUAUAUUUUUGAAAAUCUUUACCAGUGUCAAAAACUUUGCGACCCUCAACCACAAUUGGUAUCAUCAUCAUUUGACACAGAGAUGGAUGACGGAUUUGGAUCAGAAAGUGAAAUUUUAGACAUUGGACAAACACCAAUCGAAGAUUCUGGAUGCAUAAGUGUUCAAGAAGCAAUCGAAGAACAUAAAAAGGGAAAUUUUCAGGCAGCAUGGAGAUGGUUUUUUUAUCAUGCAGAAAAUGGAGAUAUGCUUGCAAAGUUUUGGGUUGCCUGUUAUCUCUAUCAGUCUGAAAUUGAUGAGCUUAAAUGUAACAAAGAGGAAAAUCGUGUGAAGGCUGCCCAACUCUUUAAGGAAACUGCCGACAAUGGAAAGCAUGAGGCUCAACUCAGAUAUGGAAGUUGUCUUUGGCAAGGAAAAGGGGUGAGAACUAAUUAUAAUGAAGCGAUUAGAUAUCUAACAAUGGCAGCUGAUAAUGGAAAUGUAAAUGCCAUGUAUAAUGUUGGAUGUGCUUAUUACAAAGGCAAAGGAGUUGAAAAAAGUAAAACAAAAGGAGAAUACUAUUUGAAGAAAGCGGCACGAAAAGAGCACCCCAAAUCAAUCGAGAUGUGUAAAAGUUACACUGUUAUGAGUCAAAGCGUUGACUGCAUCCAUCACGAAGAUAGCUCGCCAAGGAGACUUCAAACACAAUUACUCACGUCCCACAUGAUACAGUUUAGCCUUAGUCAAUCGAGGUCCGUAACGAACGAUCCCACAAACCCUGCAUUUCGCAUCAAUGCACAACGUGCCAACAUCUUUCAAUUCUUUAAUAUCACAACAAUGCUGGUGCCAUGA